Mangifera indica (mango) is the source of this 1800-nucleotide messenger RNA. RefSeq names its product transcription factor MYC1-like. NCBI's taxonomy places the organism in Eukaryota, Viridiplantae, Streptophyta, Magnoliopsida, Sapindales, Anacardiaceae. Gene Ontology annotation, biological process: regulation of DNA-templated transcription. Gene Ontology annotation, molecular function: protein dimerization activity; transcription cis-regulatory region binding; DNA-binding transcription factor activity. The record is from RefSeq and is a predicted model, not a curated record. Gene Ontology annotation, cellular component: nucleus. The transcript has a single exon. Bases 186 to 1640 code for a protein of 484 amino acids.
GGCUCUUUCUGAGACAGUACUCAUUUUCUUAUAUACGUCCUAGCAGCUAUACUUAAAUCAUUCAUUUUCUUAUCUUUUCUUGGGCUUUUAUAAACAAAUUGCUCUUAAUCACUUUACUGAAUCAAUUUGUGAAGUGGGGAAGUUUUUCGACUGUAUACGAGCUGAAAGAAAUAGGAAAGAGUGCCAUGGAAGAGAUUGUGUCGUCGUCUUCUUCUUCUUUUCCGAUGUCUUUUGGUUUAGAAGCUUGUCCUACUCUUCAACAACGGCUUCAAUUCAUAGUUCAAAGUCGUCCUGAGUGGUGGGUCUAUUCCAUCUUCUGGCAACCUUCGAAAGAUGUUAAUGGCCGCCUUGUUUUAUCUUGGGGCGAUGGUUGUUUCCGUGGCAGCAAGGAUUUCGCAACCAAGGGGACGAACAAACAAGGGCAUGAGCUUAAGUUUGGGUUCAAUUUGGAGAGAAAGAAGACGAUUAGAGAAGUCCAAGUUCAUUUCAAUGAAGAUAUGGAAUUAGAUAGAAUGGUUGCUGGAGAUGUCACUGAUUACGAAUGGUAUUACACGGUAUCUGUAACUAGAUCAUUUGGUAUUGGCGAUGGUGUUCUUGGAAGGGCUUUUGGGUCCGGAGAUUUUGUGUGGUUGACUGGCGAUCAUGAGCUACAAUUGUAUGAAUGUGAAAGGGUUAAAGAAGCUCGUAUGCAUGGGAUUCAAACUUUGGUUUGUAUUUCAACUUCAUGUGGCGUUGUUGAAUUGGGGUCCUCAGAUAUGAUCAAAGAAGAUUGGGGCAUAGUGCAGCUUGCUAAAUCCCUUUUUGGACCUGACAUUGCUAGCCUUCUCUCAAAACAAGCAAACCCUGAUGGCCAGGUUCAAAUCCCUAACAGAAGUGUGCCUCUUCUAGAUAUUGGAAUGUUUUCAGGUACAACUACACAAAAAGAUUGGAGUACUCUUGAUGAAAAGCAACGUGGAGCAGGCGACAUGAAGAAAGAGCUAGCUGGUUUAGGGCGAUCGUCUUCUGAUUCGGGUCCUUCUGAUUCAGAUGGAAACUUCGUUUCUGCAAAUACUGAAAGCGCUAGGAUGAUCAAGAAAAGAGGAAGAAAGCCAGCAAGUGAAAGAGAGUCUCCAUUAAAUCAUGUGGAAGCAGAAAGGCAGCGUCGUGAGAGACUUAACCAUAGAUUUUAUGCACUUCGUUCUGUGGUUCCAAAUGUGUCAAAAAUGGACAAAGCGUCUCUUCUUGCCGAUGCUGUCGCAUAUAUCAAAGAGCUCAAGGCCAAAAUUGAUGAAUUAGAAAUCAAACUUCAGGAACAGGCAAGAAAACCAAAGGCUUAUACAAUGAACAUCUUUGACAAUCAAAGUACAACCUCCACAAUCGAGCAUCAUAUGAGGCCCGCCUCAAGUCAUUGUGUUACAACAAUGGAUGUUGAUGUGAAGAUUGUAGGUUCAGAAGCCAUGAUUCGUGUUCAAUGCCCAGAUAUUAAUUACCCAUCUGCAAAAUUAAUGGAUGUACUUAGAGACCUUGAGUUUCAAGUUCACCAUGCCAGUGUAUCAAGUGUGAGAGAGAUGAUGCUGCAAGAUGUUGUGGUCAGAAUCCCAGAAGGGUUCGUCAGUGAAGAGUUCAUUAGAACUGCCAUAUUUCAGAGAAUGCAAAACUAGCCAGCUAGGUCACAAUCUCAACUGGGAUUUUCCAGCUGACUAAUACCACCAUAGCAUCUUUUCAUUUUUAGUUUCUUAUUAUUAAUAAUUUUCUCUUGUCUUUCAUGUAAUUUUGAAAACCUUGCUCUUGACUUAUAUAUGUCAAUGAUGUUUAAAUUAA